This is a messenger RNA of Phytophthora sojae, 537 nucleotides long. RefSeq lists its product as hypothetical. The transcript has 2 exons. NCBI's taxonomy places the organism in Eukaryota, Oomycota, Peronosporomycetes, Peronosporales, Peronosporaceae. The coding region runs from base 1 to 537 and encodes 178 amino acids. The record is from RefSeq and is a predicted model, not a curated record.
AUGUUCAGCCUCAACCUCAGCAGCAGCAAGAUCUUGGCCCUGUGCCUCGCGGGUGCAGCCGUGGCAAGCGGUGCGCGUGCCGAGACAGAGGUCGCUGAGACCUUGGGCUUGCUCGGUGUGCCUGGCGCCGGCUACGGCGUGGGCCCCGCCUGUCGGCGUCGGUGUGGUCUCGGCGCGCACGUGGGUGUGGGCUUGCCUGGCGUCGGUUAUCCUGCCGGCUAUCCUGCCGGCUACCCUGUGAACGGCGCUCCGCCGACCGGUAUCUACAAUGCUCCCCCGACCGUCGUCAACAGCGCCCCUACCAGCACCGGCACUUCCUACACUAACGCUGUGCCUGGUGGUGGGAACGCGGAUGCGAACGCGAACGCCGGCAACAACCCUUCGUCGGCGUCAGUGACGAACAGCAACGGUGCUGCCGCUGCGACGGUCGGCGCGUCGGCCAGCGCCACGGCGAGUGCGUCUGCAGGUGCAUCGGCAAGAGCCACGGCUGGCACGUCGUCUCAGAAGUCGUACCGACAGCUUCGCUCGCUGGAGUAA